Nothoprocta perdicaria is the source of this 555-nucleotide messenger RNA. Its product is annotated as C-C chemokine receptor type 8-like. The record is from RefSeq and is a predicted model, not a curated record. NCBI's taxonomy places the organism in Eukaryota, Metazoa, Chordata, Aves, Tinamiformes, Tinamidae. The annotation marks the transcript as partial. Gene Ontology annotation, molecular function: chemokine receptor activity. The transcript has a single exon. Gene Ontology annotation, biological process: G protein-coupled receptor signaling pathway; chemotaxis; immune response. Gene Ontology annotation, cellular component: membrane.
AUGGAUUUUCUGCUGGCAAAACGUAACUCCUCUCCACUGUAUCAAGUCUACAACUCCUUUCAAAGGACAACAGAGUCCAUGUCACCACCACCUAAUACUUCUUCAAAUUAUUAUGAUGACUAUUAUGAUCCUGUAAUGGCUUCCACUUGCACCAUGGAACAUAUUAAAACCUUUACAUCUACAUUUUUUCCAGUGYUGUAUAGCAUAUUGUUUGUGACAGGUCUCAUGGGAAAUGCUUUGGUUGUUUGGGUCCUAAUAGUCUGCAGGAAAAUCAAUGCCAUGACCGAUGUGUAUCUGCUGAACCUUGCCUUCUCCGACCUCCUCUUUGUCUUCUCCCUCCCCUUCCUGGCGCACUACUCCGCAGGGGGCCACUGGCCCUUUGGAAAGGCCAUGUGUAAAGUAAUCAGUUCCACCUACUUCAUUGGCUUCUACAGCAGCGCCUUCUUCAUAACCAUCAUGAGCAUCGACAGGUACUUGGCCAUCGUGCGGUCGGUGUACGCGCUGCGGGUGCGGACGGCUGCGCGCGGGGCCGUGACCAGCCUGCUCCUUUGGGCA